Molecule: messenger RNA, 1567 nt
Organism: Pristis pectinata (smalltooth sawfish)
Lineage: Eukaryota; Metazoa; Chordata; Chondrichthyes; Rhinopristiformes; Pristidae
Product: hexokinase-2-like
Biological process (GO): glucose 6-phosphate metabolic process; glycolytic process; intracellular glucose homeostasis
Cellular component (GO): cytosol; mitochondrion
Molecular function (GO): ATP binding; glucokinase activity; D-glucose binding
Source: RefSeq, a predicted model, not a curated record
AUGAAAAGAGAUUCCAUGGUAUCUGAGCAGACAGAGAAAAAGAUCCAAGGAUGUACUCAAAGAAAUGCAGUGGCCCCACUGCCUCCUGCCUUACCUGUGGCCCAUGACUACUUAAAGUGGAGAAGGAGUGUUCAGGCUGGUGUGAGGGACCUCAAGCCCAUGCACUGGGGCAGAGAGGAGAUUCAAUGCAAUGCAAUUCAGCAGACUCUCAAGCCAUUCAGAUUGAGCAAGGAGCAGUUGCUGGAGGUGAUGCGCAAGAUGAGGGAAGAGAUGGAUUUGGGGCUAAGGAAAGACUUGCCCCCUGAUGUCUCAGUCCACAUGUUGCCCACAUAUGUCUGCUGUCUACCUGAUGGCACGGAAAAAGGCACCUUCCUGGCCCUGGACCUUGGUGGCAGCAAUUUCCGAGUGUUUUUGGUGAAGCUUGGCGAUGAGACUGAAAAUGGAUAUCAACAGGAGAGUCAGACCUACAGCCUGAGUCAGGAGGUGAUGCAGGGGACUGGAGAACAGCUUUUCGAUUAUAUUGCAGACUGCUUGGUGAGGUUCCUGCUGAAGAAAAAGGUCAGGGAUCACCUUCCCCUGGGAUUUACCUUCUCCUUCCCCUGCCAUCUGACCAGUUUACAUCAGGGCAUCCUGUUGAAGUGGACCAAAGGAUUCAGUGCUUUAGAUUGUGUUGGACGAGAUGUGGUGCAGCUUCUGCAAGCAGCCAUUCAACGCAGAAAGGAGUUAUCAGUGGAAGUAGCGGCCAUUGUCAAUGACGCUGUGGGAACCAUGAUGUCAUGUGCCUACAACAAUCCAAGAUGUGAAGUUGGCCUCAUUUGGGGGACUGGCUCCAACGUGUGUUACAUGGAACAGAUGAAGAACAUUGAGAUUUUGGAGGGCAAUGAUGGGCAAAUGUGCAUCGACAUGGAGUGGGAGGCAUUUGGAGAGGGUGUGAGGCAACCACUCAGUGGGGUUGUGACAGAAUUUGACACGAGUGAUGAAGACUCCAUGCACCCAGGAAAACAAAUCUAUGAGAAGAUGAUAAGUGGAAUGUACCUCGGUGAGAUUGUUCGCUAUGUAUUGCUACACCUGACUGAGAGGGGCCUGUUGUUCAAAGGGACCGCAUUUCUUAGGGUCUGUGAUGUCUUCAAAACAAAGUUCCUGUCCCAGAUUGAGAGUGACGCUGAGGCUCCACAGGCUGCUGCUUCUGUGCUGCAGGAGCUGGGCCUAGCUGCCGGAAGGCAGGAAUAUGGGAUCGUCAAGGAGGUGUGUCAGGUGGUGUCCCAGAGAGCGGCGCAGCUGUGUGGGGCAGGACUUGCUGCAGUGCUGGAGAAACUGAGAGAAGACAGAGGGCUGAAUCAGCUGAAUAUUACCGUGGGAGUGGAUGGAACCUUAUACAAGUUACAACCCACAGUAAGUGCCACUGUAGAACACUCGCUCUCACCUCCAUCACACAGUGUCUCCCUCCUGUGGUGACUGUUGAGACUAUUGGUCUUGCAAUGUGGGUUUCCUGCUCUGGUAACUACCAAGGCUGAAUUCUCUCUGGUGUGAUUCUGGUGUAAAGGAAUGCAGAGGGUUGUGGCUGAGA